ACUCCAGUCCUCACCAAAACCCCUUCUCCCUCUCCCUCUCUCUCUCUCUCUCUCUCUCUCUCGAAUCGCAGACUUCGGAGGUGGGAAAAAUCGUUCAAAGGUCUGAGAAUAAAUGGGUUUCAAUGCAGUCUUUCGUUCUCUACAGGAGAUUUUUCCUCAGGUUGAUGUCCGGAUACUAAAAGCUGUUGCGAUUGAACAUUCUAAAGAUGUUGAUGCAGCUGUGGAAUCUGUCCUCCUUGAGGUCCUCCCGACCAUUUGCAGUCCACAGGAGGAUCUUACUCAUGAUUACCAACAAGACAAACAUCCAUCAGUUGGAGGAGUUCAAUCAGAGGAGCAAAGCUUGGUGCCGAAUCGUCAAGAGGUUGCUGAAGAAGCCCAUACAGGAUCAUGUUCUCAACUAAAAGUCUUUGCACGUGAAGAUUUUGAUGGGCCUGAUCAUCAAACGGACUCCUUGAAUGUUGAGUCCACAUGGUUGGACGAUAAUUGUUCCGUUGCAAGUGUUCAUCCUGGGAGUGAACAUGAUCAGUUAUCCAUGGAUGCUGAAACUGGAGCGUUCUUUCCCACAAAUCAUCAAAAUACCAAUCUGGUAAUUGAAUUAAAUCAGGGGUCCUAUGCAGCACCAAUCUCUAGAACACAUCAUGAUGAUGCUGAUGAUGGUCAGAGUAGCAAUUCUCUCUUUGCUCAUAUAAAAGAUUUGCAUGGAAAAGCAGCUUAUGAUUCUGUUAUGGCUCAUGAGGAUUGUUUAGAUGUCAAUUCAUCUAAAGAUGGAACCACCAUUCAGCAUUUGAAUUUUCAGCCACUGAUUAUUGAAGAUAAACAUGAUUCUAUAGACGAUGCGAGUCAUGUGACUGCAGAAGAAAAGGAUGUGAACUCUUUUUUUAUUGAAUGUUUUGGAAGUGUACCAAGAGGAAACCAUGAGAAUGGAUUAGAUAUCAAUUCAUCUAAAGAUGGAACCAUGAGUCAUGUGACUGCAGAAGAAAAAGAUGUCAACUCUUUUUUUAUUGAAUGUUUUGGAACCGUAUCAAGAGGAAACCGUGAGAAUGGAUUAGAUACCAAUUCAUCUAAAGAUGGAACCGCCAUUCAGGAUUUUCACUUUCAGCCACCCAUUAUUGAAGAAAAACAUGAUUCUAUGGGGCAUGUGACUGCAGAAGAAAAGGACGCUAAUUUUUUUGUUAGUGAAUGCAUUGGAACAGUAGCAAGAGGUUCAUUGGAGAGUGGUGCUGAACAAUUGGUCUUUGACACUGAAAUGGCUGAUGGUGAGUCCGACCUUACAACUUCAGCAGCCCAAUCCAGCCAAAUUAUGAGCAUUGAUUUUCUUGAAGAGUUUAUUACAGAUGCUAAAAGUAACAAGAGAACCUUGUUAUUAUCCAUGGAAUCAGUACUCGGUAUGGUGAGAGAGGUGGAGCUUAAGGAGAAAGAAGCAGAAAAGGCCAAAGAAGAAGCUGCCAAGGGUGGUCUAGAUAUCCUUACCAAGGCAGAGGACCUAAAACAGAUGCUGCAACAUGCAAAGGAAGCAAAUGCCAUGCAUUCUGGGGAAGUUUAUGGAGAGAAGGCAAUUCUGGCAACUGAAGCACGGGAGCUUCAGUCUCGGGUGCUCAAUUUGUCGGAUGAAAGAGAUAGAUCUCUGUCGAUCAUUGAUGAGAUGUGCCGAGAUCUCCAAGCCCGACUGGCUGCUGCAGAGGCAGAAAGGGCAGCAGCUGAACAGGAGAAGCGAGAAAAGGAGGAAUCUGCACAGAAGGCUUUUGCUGAACAAGAACUCAUCAUGGAAAGGGUGGUCCAAGAGUCAAAGAAACUUCAGCAGGAGGCAGAGGAGAAUGCGAAGCUACGGGAGUUCUUAAUGGACCGUGGUCGUGUUGUCGAUGUAUUGCAAGGAGAAAUAGCUGUUAUCUGUGAGGAUGUGAAGGAGCUGAAAGAGAGAAUUGAUGGGCGCCUGCCUGUCAGCAAAUCACUGUCGUCGAGUCAGGCAAGCUAUAUUUUAGCCUCAUCAAGCACAUCUCAGAAGAGUGCAGUCACUGAGCAGGACGGUUCUUCCGAGAGCUUGAAAGCAAGCCAGGAGCUCUUGAGCAGCGUGCAGUCUGACCAUGCCAAGAGCAGUAGGGAAGAGAGAGAAGCCUCUGGGAGCUUGAAAACAAGUCAGGAGCUCUCAAGCAGCCAACAGUCUGAUGGUGCCAAGAGCAGCAGGGAGGAGAAAGAAGCCAGAGAUGGAAAGAAGGUGCCUUUGGAUGACGAAUGGUAUUUGUGUGAUUAGACAUCUUAGUUGUACUGUUGAACUCUUAUCAGGAAUGAACGAUCAGAUAGCGAAUGAAGGUCUUCGUCCCAAGCUUUGGGUCUGUUCAUAGUGUACAGCUGCUUUGAUGGGGCUUAAUUUGGAUAUUAAUAGCCGUUGGUUUCUUCCAAUGGGGGGAAGAUUUUGAUUUUAUGCAUUUUAGGAAAGUCUCAUCAUCUUCAGAUGUAAUAAUAUGAAGGCACCACGUUUACCUUUUUA
Molecule: messenger RNA, 2485 nt
Organism: Magnolia sinica
Lineage: Eukaryota; Viridiplantae; Streptophyta; Magnoliopsida; Magnoliales; Magnoliaceae
Exons: 9
Coding region: 113-2248 (711 amino acids)
Molecular function (GO): ubiquitin binding
Source: RefSeq, a predicted model, not a curated record